Messenger RNA from Labeo rohita (rohu), 2353 nucleotides. RefSeq names its product aldehyde dehydrogenase 8 family, member A1 (gene aldh8a1). The record is from RefSeq and is a predicted model, not a curated record. Bases 120 to 1583 code for a protein of 487 amino acids. Gene Ontology annotation, molecular function: retinal dehydrogenase (NAD+) activity. The transcript has 7 exons. NCBI's taxonomy places the organism in Eukaryota, Metazoa, Chordata, Actinopteri, Cypriniformes, Cyprinidae. Gene Ontology annotation, biological process: retinoic acid metabolic process.
UAAACAUAUUGCAAAAGAGUCCAGGGAAAGCUCAUAUGUAACAGUGUGCUGACUGGUGCGCAAACAUUUGAGUUUUUCCUUUUGUCUGCAAAACUGAUUUUCAAUCUGAUUUUUCUAAAAUGUCAAAAGAUAUUAAAUAUCUAGUGCUGGAAAACUAUAUAGGUGGGAAGUUUGUACCAUGCUCCAAGCUAAUAGACUCAUUCAACCCAUCGACUGGAACGGUUUAUUGCAAAAUUCCAGAUAGUGGACCUGAAGAGGUUGAUGCUGCAGUGAGGGCGGCCAAAGAGGCCUUUCCUGAUUGGUCAGCUAAGAGUCCAGAAGCGAGGUCCAAAGUGCUGAAUAAACUGGCAGACCUGAUAGAGGCUCGACUGGAGGAGUUUGCCCAGGCUGAGUCUAAAGACCAAGGGAAGGCCAUAACAUUUGCCCGAAAUGUGGACAUUCCACGAGCAGCACACAACUUCCGCUUUUUUGCUUCAUCUGUCCUGCAUCACACUAGUGACUGCAGUCAAAUGGAUCACAUGGGCUGUCUCAACUACACAAUACGUUGUCCUGUAGGAGUAGCUGGUCUUAUAAGCCCAUGGAAUCUGCCACUGUACCUGCUGACCUGGAAGAUUGCCCCGGCUGUUGCUGCAGGCAACACUGUAGUGGCGAAACCCAGUGAAAUGACCUCAGUCACUGCCUGGAUGAUGUGUCAGCUUUUGGAGGAAGCUGGCUUUCCACCUGGAGUGGUCAACAUUGUCUUUGGCACGGGCCCAAGAGCCGGGGAUGCAUUGGUGUCCCACCCUGAUGUGCCGUUGAUCUCAUUCACGGGUGGCACAGCUACAGCAAGGCUGAUAACAGAGCGCAGUGCACCGUACUGUAAGAAGCUUUCGCUGGAGCUUGGUGGGAAAAACCCGGCUAUUAUAUUUGCUGAUGCUGACAUGGAGCAGUGCAUCAGCACUACUGUACGAUCCAGCUUCUCCAAUCAGGGAGAGAUCUGUCUGUGUACCAGCCGAAUCUUUGUUGAGCGGAGCAUUUACCCAGAAUUCCUCACUCGUUUCGUGGAGGCGGCUCGCCGGUGGAAAACCGGAGCGCCCACUGACCCCUCCAAUGACAAUGGAGCGCUCAUCAGCAAAGAGCAUCUACAGAAGGUUAAAGGUUAUGUUGCGUUGGCGCUGAAAGAGGGUGCCCAGGUGCAUUGUGGGGAGGGUGUGGACAAACUUACCCUUCCGGAACAAAAUGCAGGUGGCUAUUUCAUGUUGCCCACCAUCAUCUCUGGGGUGAAAGACUCCUCCGCACUGAUGCAGGAAGAGAUUUUCGGUCCCGUAACCUGCGUGACACCCUUCGAUGAGGAGGAGGAAGUGAUAUCACGGGCCAACGGCGUCCGCUACGGCUUAUCUGCCACGGUGUGGUCCCGAGAUGUGGGGCGCGUGCACAGGGUUGCUAGGAAACUGGAGGCUGGGUUGGUGUGGACCAACUGCUGGCUGGUCAGAGAUUUGAAUCUUCCGUUCGGUGGCAUGAAAAGCUCGGGCAUUGGUCGAGAGGGGGGAGUAGACUCGUACCACUUCUUCACUGAGGUUAAAUCCAUCACCAUUAAACACUGAAACAGGAUGAAGCAAUAUGCGCAUGGACAGUGAGUCACUGCGUGAUUCAUGUGUCAUUUCAAAUCUGUUUACAAAUUAUAGAGGAAGCAGUCAGACUCAAUUUGAUUGGGAAUAAAGUUUAUGAGAAAAUCUAAGUGCUUCAUGGUGUUUAUGGUGAUUGAAUGUGGGUGAAUCAUUUCGGUGGUCUUAAAUUAUCAUGUUCUCUAACAUAUCUUAAAUUUUAGUGCUUGGAAGUUGCUGUUUCAUAGCUCAGACAUAGAAUGGAAUUCUCAGUUCUGCUUUAUUGUAAACUUUGUUUUUCUUGGAAUUUCUUAAAAGCAAUGUGAAACGCACAAAUUAGUUACUUUUUGAUAGAAAAAUAUAGCUGUUUAGAAAACGUUUUGAAUAUGAAUCUCUCUGAAUAAAUAUGAACAUGAAAAUGUUCUGUCUUUGUGUAAAUGAAUGGCGCAGAUCCGCAGUUUCAUUAACUAAAAAUUACAUAUACUGAAGCGCACAUGACAUAAACACACAUUCUCUGGAACUGCUCUGAGAUUCACUUCAUGAGCAUUUUAUAGUUUGUUUUGAGAAAAACUAUUAUUAUAAACUUAAAGGUUGUAGAAAGAAGUUUGGUUUAACUUGAAGAAAAUGUGCCAGAAAAAUAUUACCUAGUGUAGCCCAAUGAUAGCUUUAUUAUUAAAACAUUAAUUGUAAAGGAAUAUUUACCAGAAAAAUUAUUUACCAGAAAAAUUUAAAUACACAACAAAAAAAAAAAGAAAGAAAAUAAUAAUAAA